This is a messenger RNA of Meloidogyne enterolobii, 318 nucleotides long. NCBI's taxonomy places the organism in Eukaryota, Metazoa, Nematoda, Chromadorea, Rhabditida, Meloidogynidae. The record is from the annotation of a GenBank genome assembly.
AUGGAAAGCAACAAAAAUGCGAAGACAAGUAGUGUUCUGAAAGUACGUGGCAUCACUUUAACCGCUGAUGUCUGCAAAAUUUUGCACUUUGACAGUUUUAAAGAAAGCGUACUUACCUAUGCAAAUGGAGGAAACAACGGGGAGGAAGAUGAUGACUUAGACAAUGGAACAAUUAUGAUUGAAAAUCCCAAUUUUAUACGCCGCAAUUUGAAGGAUGGUAUUGUUUACUCAACUAAAAUGAGAAAAAAAUUCAGACCAAUCAUACAAAAAGGGAUAAUUUCAAAAAAUCUCAAAAUUGUACAUUUUGGACAAAAAUAA